AUGGCGCCGAGCUUCGACCAUCUGCCAGAUCCCGAGGAGGAGGAUUACGAUGAGGAGGAGGAGCUCGACUUUUCAGAUCUGCGAGAGAAAUUCGAGGUUCAGCUGGAGUCGGGACUGGACGCUUUCGUCGUUGUCGAUGGAUUGCCCGAGGUCACGGAGGAAACAAAGCCCAAGCUGAUCAAGUUCUUGCGACGGAAGCUUGAGCCCGUGGGAAAGGUCAAGGAGGAGUCGAUUCACAUGCCACUCUCAGGUGGGAAAUCAGAGAGGUUUGCGUUCGUUGAAUAUUCUACCCCCGCGGAGGCCCUCGCGGCAUGCAAACAACUUGAUGGCGUUCCCUUGGACAAGAAGCACGUCUUGAGGGUGAACAAGUUGACGGACAUUGAGCGAUUUGGCCGAGAAGGCCGCAUCGACGAGAACUACACGCCCCCCAAGAUCGAACCGUUCCAAGAAAAGGAGCACUUGCGAUCCUGGUUGGCAGAUCCGAGUGGCCGCGGACGGGACCAGUUCGUUAUGUACAAGGAUGACCGGGUCCAGGUCUUGUGGAAUAACGAGAAGGAUGCGCCCGAGAGCAUUGUCGACCGUCAACACUGGACUGAAUCAUUUGUGCAAUGGUCUCCCUUGGGCACAUAUCUCACGUCCAUGCAUCAACAGGGUGUUCAGCUCUGGGGCGGCGCAUCUUGGACCAGAUACAAGCGAUUUCCCCAUCCGUUCGUCAACCUGGUCGACUUCUCGCCCGGAGAGAAGUACAUUACAACAUGGUCGAAUCGGCCAAUCGUCAUUGGUGAGGAAGGCCAUCCAGCGCUGUCGGUCGAUGAUGAUGGAAAGAACUAUGUCAUCUGGGAUAUCGAGACUGGCAAGCCACUCCGUUCGUUCGCAAAUCUGGAUCUUCCCAGUAACUCUGUCGACGAAGCUGGCCAACCAGUGAAGCGCAAGGUCGUCUGGCCAGCAUUCAAGUGGUCUGCCGAUGACAAGUACGUUGCACGUCUGACUCAAGGUACAUCUAUCUCCGUUUACGAAUUGCCUCGAAUGGGGCUUUUGGACAAGACCUCAAUUAAAAUUGACGGUGUGAUGGAAUUUGACUGGGCUCCGGCUACACCACAUAGAGAGGGUGUCAAGACGUACGAACAACUCUUCUGCUUCUGGACCCCUGAGAUCGGUAGCAACCCCGCAAAAGUCGGUCUCAUGAGCAUCCCGUCCAAGGAAAUCGUCAGAACUCUCAACCUCUUCAGUGUCACUGAUGCAAAGCUCCACUGGCAAUCAAAUGCAGACUAUCUCUGCGUUAAGGUCGACAGACACUCCAAAUCCAAGAAGUCCUUGGCCACCAGUCUGGAAAUCUUCCGUGUCCGCGAAAAGGGAGUACCCGUUGAGGUUGUCGACUCGAUCAAGGACACCGUCAUCAAUUUUGCCUGGGAGCCCAAGGGAGACCGUUUUGUCAUCAUCACCACUGCUGAAGUUGUUGCCCCAUCAGCUGUCCCCCCGAAGACCUCGGUUGCAUUCUACUGCCCUGAGAAGGUCAAGGGUGCUGGUGUUGGUAACUUCAAGCACAUCCGAACAUACGACAAGAAGAAUAGCAAUGCCAUCUACUGGUCACCCAAAGGACGAUUCGUCAUCGUUGCUACCGUUCACUCGCAGCAAAGUUUCGAGAUGGAGUUUUACGACAUGGACUUCGAGGGCGAGAGGCCAGAGAGCGAUAAGGACUUGACCGCCAACCUUCAACUCAUGAACACUGCUGAUCAUUAUGGUGUCACUGACAUUGACUGGGACCCAACGGGUCGCUUCGUCGCUACCAGUGCCUCGGUCUGGAAGCACGCUAUGGAGAACGGCUACCACCUGUACGACUUCAAGGGCGAGCAACUCCGCGAAGAGCCAGUCGAGAAGUUCAAGCAAUGGCUCUGGCGCCCCCGCCCCCCGUCCCUCCUCACGAAGGAAGAGCAGAAGCAGAUCCGCAAGAACCUCCGCGAGUACAGCAAAAUCUUCGACCAAGAGGAUCUCGACCGCUUCGCAUCCGCCGAUCUUGCCGUCGUGGAGCACAGACGCCGUCUGCUUAACGAGUGGCUGGCAUGGAGACAGGAGACCAUUCAAGAUGUCGCUGAGGAGCGUGAGGCUCGUGGCUUACCAGCUGACCCUGUGGCGGACCUGCUUCCUAAGACGGAUGAGAGUGAAGACAAGAUUAUCGAGGAGAUUGUCGAGGAGAUUGUCGAGGAGACUGAGGAGAUUAUGCCAUAA
Molecule: messenger RNA, 2226 nt
Organism: Drepanopeziza brunnea f. sp. 'multigermtubi' MB_m1
Lineage: Eukaryota; Fungi; Ascomycota; Leotiomycetes; Helotiales; Drepanopezizaceae
Biological process (GO): translational initiation
Cellular component (GO): eukaryotic translation initiation factor 3 complex
Molecular function (GO): translation initiation factor binding; RNA binding; translation initiation factor activity
Source: RefSeq, a predicted model, not a curated record